Pelagomonas calceolata is the source of this 1236-nucleotide messenger RNA. Lineage: Eukaryota; Pelagophyceae; Pelagomonadales; Pelagomonadaceae. The record is from the annotation of a GenBank genome assembly.
CCGGUCUCCCGAGUCGGGCCAGCGCGAGGAGGGCAGCCUUCACCCAGUGGCAGCCAUUGCCUGCUUCUGCGCACCGUUCACCCGUGAACUGUGGGCUGCGGGUUGCAUUUGCAUCGGCAGCGGACCAAAGGAAGGCUGCCCUGUAUUAAGCUCCUCGCAUGGAGAGCCCGGGCGUGAGCCGCAUCGCGGCUGAGGAGGCGUGGGAGAGCGAGGCGGCGCCGGAGAGCGAGGCGGCGCCGGAGCCGGCGGAGGAGCGCCCGUCCAUGCUGUCGCGGCUGGCCUCCUGGCGGGCGCCGGAGCCGGAGCCGGAAAUGGAGCGGGACGGGAAAACGGAGGCCCCGGCGCCGCCAGAACCAGCGGAAGAGGCGCCGCGGCAGCUCCAUUGCGACCACUUUUACUGCCGCGCGCCGCCGGGCCCGCUCGGCCUGGAGUUCAAGGACUCGACGCGCGUCGUUUUCCGCUUUCUCCCCCCCUAUACGUCGGCCCUUGCUUACACCGUCUACCCAGGCGACGAGCUGGUCUCGGUCAACGACUGCGUCGUCGGCGACGACGUGCUCGGCGUCCUCGCGGCCCAGGACGACGGGGCGACGGAUCGGACGCUCGUCUUCUACCGCGCGUCGGGCCGCCGCCCCGAGGACUACUACGCGGUUUACGCGCCGCCCGGGAAGCUCGGGCUCGCCUUCGAGAACGACGCGCGGCGCCUCCCGCAUGCUGUCAAAGGCUACGAGCCGGGCUUCGUCGUGGGGCGAGUCGACCCGACGUCGGCGCUGCGCGGCGUCGUCGCGGAGGGCGACGCGCUCCUGUUUGUCAACGGGGUCCCCUGUGACGAGCACGCCGGGCCCUUGCGCGCCCUCGCGCAGCCCAGCAGCGCGGCCUAUCCGCGGCGCAGCGCGGCCUAUCCGCGGCGCAGACUCGAUUUCGCUCGCAAGGGCUUUCGCGAAUACAGCGAGCGCGACGAGUGGAAGAGCUGCGGCGCCAUAUGCUGCGAAAUAUGUUCCUGUGGGGGGCCCUCUCCUGACGACGAAUACGGCACGACGAUGUACGACGGCAACGACUACACCUACUGAUGUCCGGAAGCCCCCUGGGUGCCAAAAGUUCCCCGACAAGUUCUCGAUCUCCCCCCCCGCCUCGGUCCCUCGACGACGACGUCCGCGCGUCUUCCCUGUCCAUACGCGCCGCGCCUUCCCUCCCGUUUUCUCCGAGUCCAAGUCUGUCCAUAAGCAUGUGUCCAUAGUA